GAGCAGUUCAAAAGCUCUGCAGCCACUCCGGAAUCUCCUGAAAACUUUGGGAAAGCUGAAUGGGAUCUACCAUGUGUCUCCAAACCACCCAUUGAGAGGAUUUCUGCAUCAGGCCAGGCAGGCACUGAGUGAAUGUAGGAGUAGGACAAGUCCUAGCUAGGACUGUUCUGCCAGCACACUAACACUGUGUGUGUGGAGCGAGUGUGCCCGGGCUCACCCACACUAACAGCACGGAGCUCUGAGCAGGGUCACUGCAGCUGCAUGGCAUGGAGCUUUGGAACCCUCGGCUUUGUCUUGUGCUCUCUCCUGCAUGUCACUCAGCAGCACAGAACACAGCAGUCUGUAGGGGUUUCCUCAUGAAAUGGACUCUUAUUCCCUAGUUCAGUCCUUGCAGACCUCUGAAAAGUAGCGAGGGCUGUUUCAUGGCACUGGAGGAUGUUCCUGAUUGGGAUGGCAACUCCUCUGCUGGCCUUUUUAGGUCCCAUUACUGGAGCUGUUGGUGUUUCUUCCCGUGCUGGAAGCACACUUUGUUCACCAAGAGCCUUGUGCCUGUCAAGGGCAAACACAAAGAGCCUGCUCUGUGCCCUUGUGAUGCUGAGGUUUCUGUAAUGCUCAGUGGAGUGGUCAUGCUGCACCUCCUAUCUUGGCUUCCCUCUGGUUAAUCUUUCCCUUCCUUUUCUAGACAGUUAUUUUUGGCCGCUGUGAUUAUCCUUACAGGGUUUUUCCUUGCACUGAGUCACUGUUCUGGGCUGUGCCAAGAGGAAUUUUGGCAUUGUGGAAUAAAUGUCAUCACUCUUCCUGCUCACAAUUGUCACUGAUGUCUUUGAGUUUGUGCUGUUGCAUCUUGGGGCUUGCUGUGACAUUGCUCUUCUCUGCUGAUACUUUCACCUUUGUCAUUUAGAUUAAAUCUUUAAUCAAGAGGACGAAAGAGACUGCGAAUGUGCAUCCAAUGUCUCGGGACCUCUCUCCAAGGCGUAAGCUAGGUCCUGCCAUAUUCCACAAGACUGAGUCCCAAGAUCGCUUGAUUGAAGAGCUGCAGGACAGACUGGGCAUCGCUGAGCAGGAACAGGAGGAAUGGCAGAGCCAGGAUGCCUGGCUGACAGAGGGGGUCAUUGUCACUGCCAGACCCCGGGGGGAAGAGCAGAGUGGUGGACAGCAAGUAGAGAAGGUGGUUUUUCCUCCAGAAUCCCCACUCCUCCCAAGGAGGACAGUCUCUGUUUCAGCCUCUUCCCAGCUCCAGCCUUCCAAAGAAGCUGCAAAGACAGUCCCUGCUAAUGCUGCUCCCUCUCAUGUCUCUGGCCCUGGACCUCUCCUCCCACUUCCACCUCAGCCUUCCCAUGUGCCAUCUACCCCGGCUCCUAGUCCAGUGUCUUCCUCUUCCUUCAGCUUGGCUCCCCAGCCUCUCUUCCAGUGGGGAAGUUCUGAUGAUGAUUAUCAUGAGGUUUCUGUUGUGGGCACCCCUCCUUCUGAGGAUCCCAGGCAUUCCUGUUCUCCCCAGACCUGGACCCCAAGCAGCAAGACAGUUGUUUCUGUUGGCUGUCAGACUGAAGAUGAAGCUUUCUUCCCAGAAAUGCAAACAGGCUUCUCUCCCCUGGUGACCUCUGCUCCUCCCCUUGUCCCCAGUGCCAAUCUGCUGGCUGCUCCUGCACCCCUGGGCCCCCCCACCCCUGGCAAGUUCAUGGCACAGGGGAAAGCCGGGAGCAGCUCCCCUCCAUCCACAGCCUCCAAGCCUGGCAGUCAGCUGGACACCAUGCUGGGAAGUCUCCAGUCCGACCUGAACAAACUGGGUGUAGCUACAGUUGCCAAAGGUGUCUGUGGAGCCUGCAAGAAGCCGAUUGCUGGGCAGGUAGUUACAGCCAUGGGGAAAACCUGGCACCCUGAGCACUUCGUCUGCACCCACUGCCAGGAGGAGAUCGGGUCGCGGAACUUCUUUGAGCGGGAUGGGCAGCCCUACUGCGAGAAGGACUACCACAACCUCUUCUCCCCUCGCUGCUACUACUGCAACGGGCCCAUCCUUGAUAAAGUGGUGACGGCUUUGGACAGGACAUGGCACCCUGAACACUUUUUCUGUGCCCAGUGUGGAGCUUUCUUUGGACCUGAAGGAUUUCAUGAGAAGGAUGGCAAAGCCUAUUGCCGCAAGGACUACUUUGACAUGUUUGCUCCCAAGUGUGGAGGCUGUGCCCGGGCUAUCCUGGAAAACUACAUCUCUGCCUUGAACACCCUGUGGCACCCCGAGUGCUUUGUCUGUCGGGAAUGUUUCACCCCGUUCAUCAAUGGCAGCUUCUUUGAGCACGACGGGCAGCCCUACUGCGAGGUGCACUACCACGAGCGCCGCGGCUCCCUCUGCUCCGGGUGCCAGAAGCCCAUCACAGGACGCUGCAUCACUGCCAUGGGCAAGAAAUUUCACCCUGAACACUUUGUCUGUGCCUUCUGCCUCAAGCAGCUCAACAAAGGAACCUUCAAAGAGCAGAACGACAAGCCCUACUGCCAGAACUGCUUCCUCAAGCUCUUCUGUUAGAGGCACCAUCGAUGGGCGCUAAAGCAUCUUUCUGCCACCCCCUCGGCAGUUCUGGCUCUCUGAACAUUACUGUGAUUUAGGAAUCUUACCAGGCAGGGGAGGAGGGGGGUGGGGGGUGGGGAGUGCUUUCUGCUGCUAUGGAGAGGCAGUAGAUCCAGAGAUGAGACGGACCAUUAAACUGGAAACGCCCUUGCUGUGUCUCAGUAGAGAGAGGCCGAGAUCCCUCAUGACGGUGUGUGUGUCUGUGUGUGUGACUGACAGCUGAGCUUAGCUCGAGGGCUCCAACAGGGAGAUCUUCCCACCCCCCUCCUGGCAGCAGGAGUCUUUGCCAGUACGUUUCAGCCCGUGUCAGCUCCCUGAGCAAAUCGAGACACUUGCAGACAACACAGCCCUCUGCUUUGACACCUCCUUCUCAGGCUUUUGCCUGCACGUGUGCAGGGUGAGCGACAGCCCAGCAAGGGCACCCUGUAACCUCAGGGCCACCCUGGCUCCCCUCACAGAGCCACACCAUGUGUGUGACUUGCUGAGACCAGAGCACCAGCACAGGCAGCCAAGACCCUGCAAGGGUCUCUCCAGUUCCAUUACACUGUAGGGAGAUAAUACCACUUACUUUUUUUUUUUUUAAUUAAGAGGAAUCAAGAUGUUAAUGUGUGGGGUGGGGGUUUUCCCCUCCUAGUUUGUUAUGCCCUUUCUCAAUGCCUUUUCUCAGCACACCAGAGCAGAAGGUGGGGUAAGCCCUGACCAUCCCUCAGCACUGAUGUGUGCUCCUUGUGGGAACAUCCCAUGCCAGGCAUCUCCAUCCAGGCCAGCUCAGGGCAUCUGCUCCCCUCACCUGCUGCUCCUGGGAGAGAGGAAGAGGCAUCAUCCCUUCUUUAAAUGCAGGUGCAGAGAGGUCAGAGCAGCCUUUUUCAUCCAUCCCUGUUAUGAAUGAGUGUGAUGUGUGUGUGUUUAUCUGGCCUGAAAAUCUCCCAUCUGUCAGGGCCUGAAACUGUCACAAGAGUGGGGAAAAGUGGAGAGGGUUAAGAAGCCGGGAGAAAAAAAAAAAUCCUAAAUUUAUAUCCUUUCUUCCUCUUUGCUAAUGAGACCUGUCAGCCCCUUGGUGUUUCCAUUUUCUGUGCUCUUGUUAAACAUGUUCUACUGAGAGAUGCUACAGCAAUAACCUUUUAUAUUGACUGUUACUGGUAUAACAAGUCCCGUGGGUCAGGUGUGCGUGACACACCUGGAGUUUUACUAUCAAAGUGAAUACUGUAUCCAGUCUUUGAUAAGAACUGUAGAUUUCUACACUGAUUUUGAAUUCAUAUCUAAUUUACUUUUAAUCCUCUUAUACAGAAAUUGGUUUUGAAGUGAUUUUAAGAAAGCAACUUUUAUAUCAAGCUGUGCUGUUCUAGGCAGUGUGCCAGUUGUGCUGGCUUACUGCAUCUAUAACCUCAAUGCUUUGUUAAGCCGAACUAACAUUCAAUAUUUCCUUUUUAUUGCGGGUUGGGAGGGGCUGGAAUCUAUGGGGAAGGGAAUGUGACUUGUAUUUUUUCCCUAGCACAGGCAGGUGAACUGUGAAUAGCUUUUUUUUUUUCCCCUCCUCUGGGUCACCUAAAAGUGUGUUUUCUGGUUUUAUUGUAACCUGUAAACUGCUGUAUUUGAAUCACCUGCCUUUCUCCCAAAGCCCAGCUUCCAGGAUGUUUAAGUCUUAAUGUGAUGCUUUGGGGGAGGAGCUCAGACCUUUGCCCUCUGUUUCUCCUCUUCAGCCACCUGAAAUCAGAGCAGGGUAAAUUGAGGAAAAAAGGUCUUGUGACUGAGGAGGAGAAAGUGGGAGAGACAGACUGUUCCUGACUAGCUGUGUAACUUUGGGCCAGUCACUAAACCUUACUGUGCCUCAGUUUCCCCAUCUGUAAAAUGGGGGCAGUUUAGCCUGGAUUUGUGAGGUUAUUGGGAGGCUUAGCUCGUGUUUGCUAAAGCACUUUUAGGUCUCUGGCUGGAUGGAGGGUGCUACGGAGAGGGAAGGACUGCACUGAAAUUCCCGGUGCCGUUCUGUGGUACCAGCCAAGGCAGCCCAGGGAGCAGUGUUUCAGUUACUGCUCCAGAGUGCUACAGCACUGUCACCAGAGGCAUCUGGGUGUGUUUUGCAGCUUGGCAGGUGCAUUAGGGGCCCAGGGGUGGCUGUGUCAGAAACCAGCCCAGCCUUGGGCUGGAAACUGCAGGUCCCUGUCACACAACCUUGUCGCGGUGCUGCCCUGCCCUGCUUGGAUCACUGAAACUGUUUCACUCAUUUCCCCUACAAAUGAACUCAGUGUGUGGGUGUGAGGCCGAAGGGAACUGUGGGAGCACUGGAGCUGUGUCAGCUGGGCUGAGUGUAGCUCUGGGAGAGUUCAUGAGGCAAGAAUCCUUAUGCAUUUGCCUUUUCAUCUGUGAAGUCGAUUUAACUUAAAUGGGUGUUCCUAAGCUGUGUGUGUUUAUCUCACUGAAAAGGUCAAUCCUUGGUGCCGCUGAGAGGACACACAGCUGUUGUGUCCGAGUGUCAGAAAGGGGUGAGAUGUUUCUGGCACUGCCACUGCAAAUGGCAUGACAUCUGCAAACGGUGUAAUCGCGUGCCUCAGUUUCCCUGUGCGGGGAGUCUUUAACCUACCUCACUCACUGCUAGUUGAGGGUUGUGCCAGUGACACUCCUGGCACAUGUGGAAGGCCCUGGGUGCUGUGAGGGCUGCUGGGGGCCGAGGGGAGGCUCGGUGUCCUUAGUGCUUAACUGAGAUCAUUACACAUUUACCUCCUGCCUUCAUCUGGUGCCUGACACGCUGGGAUGCUGCACCGAUGCUACUCUGCCAAAUAACGACUUGUGGUGUCCCAAAUGCCUGUGUAGUUCAUUGCAGGUGCAGUUCUAGGGUGGCACAGCCGGGUGUGGGGCUGGGGAUGGUGCUGGGGGGUCCCCGGCCCUGGAGAGGAGCUGACAGGGGCUGUGACAGGUGCUCCGGGAGGGUCUGUGUGUGCACCCCCGGACCGGGCGCUACCCCUGGGGAAGGUCUUUCUCACCACGUCCGGGCUGGGCUGGGGGAAGCUUGGCUGGGUCGACAAUUAUUUGAUUUUUUUUCCCCCUCCCAUGUAAACUUCUAACUCCGCUUUUUUUUUUCCAUUUAAAAUUCUUGCAGUUACGCCAAUAAAGUUUUUACCGUUAUUCUCA
Manacus vitellinus (golden-collared manakin) is the source of this 5686-nucleotide messenger RNA. RefSeq names its product paxillin (gene PXN). The transcript is spliced from 8 exons. Gene Ontology annotation, biological process: transforming growth factor beta receptor signaling pathway; negative regulation of B cell receptor signaling pathway; substrate adhesion-dependent cell spreading. Bases 950 to 2518 code for a protein of 522 amino acids. NCBI's taxonomy places the organism in Eukaryota, Metazoa, Chordata, Aves, Passeriformes, Pipridae. The record is from RefSeq and is a predicted model, not a curated record.